This is a messenger RNA of Brassica napus (rape), 2870 nucleotides long. RefSeq names its product U-box domain-containing protein 5-like. Gene Ontology annotation, cellular component: cytoplasm; nucleus. The coding region runs from base 409 to 2649 and encodes 746 amino acids. Gene Ontology annotation, molecular function: ubiquitin-protein transferase activity. The record is from RefSeq and is a predicted model, not a curated record. The transcript has 5 exons. Gene Ontology annotation, biological process: protein ubiquitination. Lineage: Eukaryota; Viridiplantae; Streptophyta; Magnoliopsida; Brassicales; Brassicaceae.
AACACUCCAGCACUCUGUUUUUAUUUCUCUCUCUGCUUUUCCCUAAACUCCUUCUCUGUUCUCCAAAGUUUGUACCCUUUUAUUCAACCCUCGAGCGAUCUUUGCACGAACUAACCUCGAAAGACUGAAUCUUUUUCUUGACCCACCAAGAAAAAGUUAGUCUUUGUUUCCCGGAAAAACCGAGAGUUUCAGUUUGUUCCUUUUAGGAUUUGCUUAAGUUGAGGGAGUUAUGCUCAAGGUCUUAGCUGAAGUUCUCGCUUCUUAUCAAUCACUUCUUGUUUCUUUUGCUGAUUCAAAGUGGCUCUGCUGGGAAAGUCUUCAGCUUUAUGUUCUAGGGCUUUGAAACUGUUUGUGAUUGUGGAGAAGGAUAAGCUGAGAUCAUAGGAAUUUAGAAACUUUCUUGUUUAGAUGGGAAUUGACACCACUCAACGUAUAGAGGAGAUGUCUUACUCCUUCAAGAUGCACGCUUCCAUCUGCUUAGCCUUGAAGAACUUAGUUGAUAGAGUUACGAAAAUCUUUCCUGAAAUAGAAGCUGCUAGACCUGGAUCUACCACAGGGAUACAGACUCUAUGUUUGCUCAACAAAGCUCUGGAGAAAGCUAAGCUGCUUCUUCAGUACUGCAGUGAAUCCAGUAAACUCUACAUGGCAGUAACAGGAGAUGCUAUACUCUCAAGAGGUUCUAGAUCCAAAAAGUUAUUAGAACAAAGCUUAUCUGACAUCAGAACCAUGGUACCUACUGCUUUGUCUAUCAAGAUACUUGAGGUACUCCAAGAUCUUAAGUCAACAGAGUUGUCUCUAGAAUCAUUUGAAGAAGAAGCUGGGAAAGCUAUCAGGGAACUGAUGAGACGGAGCACAUCUUCUUCUGUGUCUUCUGAUGAGAUAAGAGAUUUUCAUUUUGCAGCACUAAAGCUCCAGCUUUCAACACCUGAAGCCGUUGUGGUAGAGAGAAGAUCAUUAAAGUCGCUUUAUGGGAAGCUAGGAGAGUGUGAAGGGAACAAGAGACAGAUUCUGAAGUAUCUCCUCUGCCUCCUGAAGAAGCAUGAGAAAAUCAUUUGGAGUGAUCACAAAGAGAUCUCUCUCAGACAGCAACACUCUGUGAAUGAUUCUGUGUCUGCUAGUGUUGCAGAAGCCGGGUGUUCUGAGGAACACAACAGUGAUACACUUCCUGAACAGUUCAAGUGUCCUCUCUCUCUUACUGUCAUGUAUGAUCCUGUCAUCAUCUCCUCAGGCCACACGUUUGAGAGGAUGUCGAUUCAGAGAUGGUUUGAUUUAGGUAAUGACACGUGUCCUGUAUCAGAAAGGGUACUAGAUGAUUUCACAUUGCAGUCCAAUGUAGCGAUGAAGGAUCAGAUAUCAAAAUGGUGCAAGAAGCACGGUCUUGAUGUUCAAGAUCCAGCAAUGAAGCACACAGACAACGCUUCACAGAAUCUUGACUUCUCCAUUGCUAGUUUUACAAGUUCUCUGUACAAUAUACCAGACCUCAGCUGCUUCACGAGUAGGGACUUCAGCUCUAGCUUCUCCACGGAUUCGCCAUCAUACUCUAGGAUGUCCAGGGGUGGCUACUUCAUGCCAAUGCAGACGAUAGCUUCUGAGUCAGGAACUGAAGUCACAGAUUCUACUCAUCACAGUGAGGUGGAGAUAGAGCCUUUGUGUGAACUCAGUAAGCUUCCAUGGGAUGCUCAGGUCAAGGCUGUUCAAGAUGUGAGAAGUCUUUUUGAGAAAGAUUCUAGGGCUGUUCGGUCUGUGUCACCUAGUAAGUUUCUUGAGCCGCUUAUCACAUUCUUGAAGAACGCUCAUGAGAGAAAUGGCACUGAGGGAGACGUAGUAAAGUGUGGUUUGGAUUUGUUAUUGACUUUCCUCAGUGGAAACAGGAAGGCUAUAGAGAGCUUGAAAGAAGACUUGUUUGAAAUGUUGUGUGUCUUUCUUGGGUCAGAGUUAGUAGCUGAAGAAGCUCUAAACGUACUUGAGGUUCUCUCUAAUCAUCCACAGAGUCUCUCAAAGAUAACUUCAACAAGCUCUCUCUCUUCCCUUUUGAAGAUAGCUGAGUCUGGAGCACAACAUCUUCAAGAACAAGCUAUGAUCACACUCAAGAACCUCUCUGCAAGCAAUGAGAUUUGUGCGGAAAUGGUCUCUCUCGGUUUUGUCCAUAAGCUCACAUCUUUCUUGCAACAAAACGUUUUCAGCAAACACUCAAUCAUCAUGCUGAAGAAUCUCUGCAACACUGAGAAAGGUAGGGUUUGUGUAACUGAGACCCCUGGUUGUUUAGCUUCAAUAGCUGAGCUACUGGACUCAAAUGUUUCUGAGGAGCUAGAGAAUGCGAUCUCCAUCCUCCUCCAGCUCUGCGUGGAGAAGAUAGAGUAUUGUUAUCUUGUGGUGAGAGAAGGCCUUAAUAUAUACUCAUCUCUUCUCUUGAUAUCCAACAAUGGAACCGAGGAAGCUAAGGUGGGUGCAUCUGAGUUGCUUAGAGCUCUUGAAGAAGUAGUAGAAGAAGAAGAAGAAUCCUCCACACCACAAGAAGAAGCAACUACUUCACAGGUUGUUGUUGCUCCAGUUACGUAUCAGGAACCUGUAGUAACGGCACCGUCUCCAAAGAAGUCUGGUCUUUUUGGGCUCAGAUUCAUUCUCAAGAAGAAGAAGAUAAAAUCAUAAGUUUUGUUAACUUACUUUUUUAAGAAGCUAUCAUUUUUUUGUGUGGUUCUCUCUUUGUUGACUUAGGGUUUGUAUAUGUUGAUACCUGUCUAAAGAGCUUCCAUUAAUGUUAAGUGUAGUUGUAGUUUGAUAGGGGGAAUGUAUUGUGAGGAGAAUAGUUUGUAAUUUGUAAAUCAUUAAAUAAUAAAAGUUGGGUGAGAAAUAAAUUUAUUUUUGAGAUA